CUUCAGGAGCUGAUUAAGAUUGCCACACAUUUCAAAAUCGAGCGGCCACCGUUUAUGGAGAAAUCCGAACUGCUGAUUCUCGUGUGGAACCGAGUCAUCAAACUCAACGCACCCAACAAACACAAGAGCAAUGGCAGCACCACCCGUGCCAGCCCUGGGGGUGUCAGUUCAAACGGCAACGCAGCCAACCAACCCCACCAACGAGCCACGAGGGGGCAACCACAAGCCACACGGACGACCACCCAGGCACCCAGGCCAACAACAAGCACACAGCAACAGCCACCCACUCGCUCGGCGGAGGCCAAGGCAUCGCCCGAUAACCCGUUGGCGGGGAUAGGGCAGGACAUCAGCAACGCUUUCAAAGGGGCGGUGUCAGGCAUUGGAGACAUGUUGAACAGUGUGGAUGAGUCUAUCAAUCCCAGCAACAGGCGAGCCAGUGGCCCCGCCCAGGGCAGCCGCAGCGGGACAGCGGCACGCUCCAACAGCAACACACAGACCAGCAACAGUAGCACAGCCAACCCGAGUGCCAGAUCACAUACGAACACGAGUGCAGGCACACCAGGCACCACCACAGGCACGGGAACAACUGCCAAUACCAACACAAACGCAAACUCACGGACUAGCCCAGCCACGCAAACAACCACGCACCCCAACACAGGCACUGACAGACGAUCACCCAACACACGCACCACGGGCGGUGACAGGAGCAGCAGUACCCCCGCCAAUGCAGACACCGACAAGGACAAGAAGACACUGUAUCUGCUGGAAGACCUACACACAGAGGACCAGGUGCGGGCACUGAACAUUCGCCAGCUCAAGUAUGUGCUGCAAAAGCAGCACGUGACCUACGCCGGCGUGGUGGAGCGCAGAGAACUGCACGACAUGGUCAUGCGGCUGGUGCGGCAACAGGCCAUGGACAACCUCGGACUGUACGCCCGAAGCCCCACCAAACGCACACGCAGCAAGCCAGAGGACGCGGGCAGCGACGGGCGAUCGCCUAACGACACCAGCGCAACCAGCCUGAGCAUGGGCAUUGGCGAUGACGACGACGAGGAUAAGGACAUGUGCAAGAUCUGCUACGAACGCCAUGUCAACUGCGUAUUUCUGGAGUGUGGCCAUCUGGUCACGUGUGUCGACUGUGGUUUCCAGCUGACCGAGUGUCCCAUUUGCCGACAGUUUAUCACCCGGCGUGUGCAUACUUUCCGAGCUUAGUACUGGAUGUGCGACUAUGGACGUCUUGGUUGAAUUUAGGCUGCUAGUGUGCGAUCGAACUAAUGGAUCUCACUCACUCGUAUAUGACAAAUAAACACAGCGCACUGUGCCGGCAUACUUGUGUGAUACG
Messenger RNA from Sphaeroforma arctica JP610, 1342 nucleotides. RefSeq lists its product as hypothetical. The record is from RefSeq and is a predicted model, not a curated record. The transcript has a single exon. Gene Ontology annotation, biological process: proteasome-mediated ubiquitin-dependent protein catabolic process; protein K48-linked ubiquitination; negative regulation of extrinsic apoptotic signaling pathway via death domain receptors. NCBI's taxonomy places the organism in Eukaryota, Ichthyosporea, Ichthyophonida. Gene Ontology annotation, cellular component: plasma membrane; cytoplasm. Gene Ontology annotation, molecular function: ubiquitin protein ligase activity. The coding region runs from base 55 to 1212 and encodes 385 amino acids.